AUGCAGCCGCACGAAGCGUCGCCGUGGACGGCGAGCUAUGGGCUGAACACGGGCACCUACCCACUACCUGAAUCUUUAAAGCCUGUGACACAGGAGCAGUCGGGCGGGCCCCUACCUGAUAUCCUGGACCGUCCGCGUGACAGGACACGCUCCAGCGAAGUGAAUGUAAGUUCGCUGCAGUUCUUGUUUGCGCAGAUGGUGACGUAUGCACAAGAGCGUGUGAAUGGUAUUUCCGAGUUUGAACGGCUGCUAGCAUCGAUGGGCGUGCAUGUUGGCUACCGCAUGGUGGUGCUCUGGUCGCACCGUAUCCAGACCAGCCAAAACCCCAAGAAGCCAAAGCGCGAGACGCGGCUUUUGCCGACGCUGCUUUGGAUUCACAGCACAUUGUGGAAGUCACUGUUUGGAAUGCAAGCGGAUAGCCUGGAACGCAGUGCAGAGCAGGGACGAGGUGAUGAGUACAUGAUAUCCUCCAACAACCCUCUCUUCUCGCGCGCGAUUAGCAUUCCCAAAGAGAUGGAUCAAUUGAGUGUAGAGGCAUUUGUCGCUGGGAUUGUGGAAGGUGCUUUGGAUGGACUUGGGUUUCCCGCGCGCGUGACAGCACACUCGGUGCCCACCGAACAGUUUCCGAACCGCACCACGAUCUUGAUCAAGCUCGACCCAAGCGUCAUGGAGCGCGAGACAACGAUGGGUGGGCCGUAG
This is a messenger RNA of Malassezia vespertilionis, 699 nucleotides long. It is a transcript of the gene trs31, whose product is annotated as Trafficking protein particle complex subunit 31. The coding region runs from base 1 to 699 and encodes 232 amino acids. Gene Ontology annotation, cellular component: TRAPPIII protein complex; TRAPPII protein complex; TRAPPI protein complex. NCBI's taxonomy places the organism in Eukaryota, Fungi, Basidiomycota, Malasseziomycetes, Malasseziales, Malasseziaceae. The record is from RefSeq and is a predicted model, not a curated record. The transcript has 2 exons. Gene Ontology annotation, biological process: endoplasmic reticulum to Golgi vesicle-mediated transport.